AUGGGGAUAUCGGGAUCAAAGCGAGUCAAAACGACACUAUCCAACUCGCGCGAGUUCGACUCGGCUUGUGACUCAGCAUACGAGGAGUCUCUCUCUCUCGCACAGCAUGCUUUCGCCGGAGUUCUUCCGUACCAACUCCUCCCCGCCGCCACCCACAUCCACCGGAAUCUCUCCUCUCUCCGGUUUCCUCUAGUCGUCAGGUGGGUCCCUUCUCCUCCGAGUCAAUCCCAAGUCGACUCAGCUCUCCGAGUCACGGUAAAGGAGGAGGAGGAGGAUGUGCUCGGGCCGGAGGAGUUCAAGGAAUGGGCCGUCGAGGUGUUCAAGGAAACCGCUGUGGGAAACGCGAGGAAGGCGGUGGCGAGUAGGAUUCCAUUAGGAAUCGCCGGGAUCGCUGGGAUCGGCGCGGUAACUCGGUCGGGUCAAAACCUUAUCGGAGCGGCGAUCGGUGUGUACGCGAUUGGAGUUGCUGCUUCUGUUUUUCUUAGCCUCUCUAACUGA
Molecule: messenger RNA, 498 nt
Organism: Microthlaspi erraticum
Lineage: Eukaryota; Viridiplantae; Streptophyta; Magnoliopsida; Brassicales; Brassicaceae
Source: the annotation of a GenBank genome assembly